CAGCGAACAUUGCAUUCGACACGGAUUUAGUUACCGCAAAGCGAUUGUCGGCAAUGGUCCAAACAUCGAUUCUGAUCACUUUAUGUCGUCUGAUUGGACUCUGCAAUCUUCGAUAUGUGCCGGAAAGAGGACGCUUCGAGAGGGACAAUGGACCCAUGUUGAUCUAUUGGGUGUCUCUGCAUUUGUUCUACGUAUUGUUGAUGCCCUGCAUUAUUUUCGUUAUGGUUCGCAGUUACUUCCAUUGCCGGCAAAUGGAUAUCCUGGCCGAGGCGUACAGUGUCGUCUGUUUGGCCAAGUCAUGUCUCAUGAUGCUGCUUCUCUCCAGGACUUGGCUGCAACGUCGUCGAUGGCAACGCUUGGGAAACGGAUUCUUGGCAUUUCAGCAACUUUAUCGUCGAGAUCUGAUGAAGUUUGGAUAUAGCUACUGGCUUCAAAAUCUAUGGAAAACUAUGCUCAGUCUAUCGAAUUUUAUGCUAUUGACUCAUUCGCUCUUUGGACCUGGCAGCCUUCUCAUGUGUGGCAAUAUCCAUGAUGAGGUGACUGAAAUGUCCACCUCUUAUAUAUUUCUAUCGCUGGUUAUUCUGUCCAUGGAAUUGAUAGUAAGCUUCGCAGAUUUCUGGAUAUAUUAUAUGAUGGACACUAGCAACUGGGUGCUCGAUUGCCUAUCGCAUGAGGCGCAGGAUCUGAGGCAGGAUAUGCGUUGGUUGCCCCAACGACGACGUGGCUGCCACCGAGUCGUCUACCAACAACAGCUCCUGGCUGGAUGGCAGCGACUCUGGAGGCGUUGCAUGCGUCUGGACAGAUUGAUCCUUGAGCUGCUACAUAUAUGCAAGUGGCAGAUACUUCUGAAUCUCUUUACCAACUAUCUGACAGAUAUCACAAUCAUAUUCAAUCUUGUCAUCUACUCAAAUGGAUCUUAUGUUCUGUGGAGCCUCAUUGGUUAUAUGAUUCUAUGUACAUUAUUUCAUUGGGAAAUUAUGUCCUACUUCUCCAUCUUUGAAACGAAUCAAUUAAAGUGGAUGCAUCUACUUCAUUGCCUGCAGAAACUUUGGGGCACAGUCAGUUCGAUGGACAUUGAUUGGCCUGAAGAUACUCGUUGUAUUGUACUUUAUCGACAGCUGGAAUUUGCUCUCAUUUUCCUCAAUCGAAAGCUGCAGCGCCGUCCGGAUCGAACUCGUAGGCUACACAUUGCCGGACUAUUCGAUAUGAACAGAAGAUCCGGAUAUUGCGUGAGCACAUCCAUUGCAAUAAAUGUCCUCAUUCUUUGGCAAAUUGCAUAUAAGAAUUACUAUUAA
Messenger RNA from Drosophila innubila, 1295 nucleotides. It is a transcript of the gene Gr58c, whose product is annotated as putative gustatory receptor 58c. The record is from RefSeq and is a predicted model, not a curated record. The transcript is spliced from 2 exons. Lineage: Eukaryota; Metazoa; Arthropoda; Insecta; Diptera; Drosophilidae. Gene Ontology annotation, biological process: sensory perception of taste. The coding region runs from base 54 to 1295 and encodes 413 amino acids. Gene Ontology annotation, cellular component: membrane.